AUGUAUCUAUAUUCGAAUAAAUUAAUUCGAAACAGAAAUGUCAUCGCAAAUUCUUAUACCAUUUUAGUUCAUCGCAAUUGUUUUUAUCAUUCUGUUUCAUUUAACAACUAUGUAACAUUAUUUAAACCUUUGUAUCAUAAAUCAAAUAAUAUUUAUAAAAAAUUUCAUAAACGAGGUUACUACUCAUUGUCUAAUGAAGAAAAUCGCAAUUCUGGCUCAAUCUCUGAUCCCCUGAACCGUAGGAUUAGUAAUAAUGGAAAUCUUCCUUCACAAAAUAACAAUUAUCAAAUUAAAGAUCAAGCAAAUGACUUAGAAGGCGAAUUGAAUCAAAAGAAUCAAGACAGUUACCUUAAAAACUUAGCUGAGAAACAAGAUUUUGUAGAGAAUGAACAACUGGAGAAUUGUGUGUUGAAAAAUCUUAGAAAUGAAGGAUUCAAAGAUAUGGACGAAUACAUGUUUGAGAAAAUCGAUAAGAGGAUUCUUAAGGAUUUAGAUCUCCUUAGUGUUUCUGACAUCAGUAAUCUGCUACAACUAACGUUGAAGAAUUAUUAUAGCCAGAAUCUGAUCGAGGCGUUGAUUUUGAAGUUACAACAGUCUAAACCAACUGAGUUACACGUAGGAACUCUGGCACUGCUAAUACAAAAUUUAGGCAGAAUUCAGCCGGCAGAUUUCCAGUUGGAAAAAUUGAGUGAUUUUUUUGACAAAACAUGCGAACAACUGCUUAAACUAGAUAAUGUGUCAGAAUCGCACUUCUCUUCAAUCAUAUAUGGAUUCCAGAGACUACAUUAUGUAAACUAUGAAUUCCUCUCAAAAGUAGUUAAAAGAUAUAAAAAAGAUAACAACUUCAAUGUCAACUCGAUAACAAUCUCACUCAGCUCAAUGGUGAAGCUGAACUAUUUCAACAUUGAUUUGAUACUGCACAUAUAUCGAAUAAUUAGUAAGUCACUAUCACACAUGACACUCCAAACUACAAUACAGUUAUUAAACACAAUAUCAAAAAUACAUGACACAAUAUCAAAAAAUCAAGAAAAUAAAGUUGAAAUAGAAGAAAAGGCCCAUAAAGAAGAAGAUUCUGAUAAUUUAUGUAAAUUAGAAACUGAAGAUGAAUGUAAUGAAGAUCGAGAUACAAACAUGUACAUAGUGUCUGCAGAAAACAAGAAUAAAGUGUACAAAUACAAUUAUAAACUGGUUAAUUAUAUACUGAAAAUCAUCUGUAACAGUUACUUGGACCAGUUGAAUGUGGUUCAAAUAAGUAUAAUACUAAACACAAUGAACAAGUUAAACUUUAGAAAAGUAACAUAUUUGUCAAAACUAGUUAAUACAAUACCAAAUAAUAGUACACGGGAUGAAUUGGUGGCGGAAAAGAAACCAAAAAAUUUAUAUGCCUUCAAUAAUCUGCCAAAACCGCCAUUUAAUCAUGAACAAACAUGUAAGAAACUACAAGCUGUAGAGCCAAAUAAUUUAAUACUUAUUUGUGACGCAAUUACAGGUUUAGAGUACUACACAGAAUAUAGCCUGAAUAUACUCUUUAUAAUAAAGGACAUAGUUAACCCAAUACUACAUGAAUUAAAGUCUAGCAAUAUAAUUACAUACCUACUCUCAUUCACAAAUAUCUGCUUUAAUAAUUAUCAGUUGAGCGAAUGUAAGUUAAACACAAGUAAAAGUAAAAGAAUACCAACAAGUGAAGUUAAAGCUAUACUGAAGUUGUUAAACUACUAUGAAAACUAUGAUAAUAAUUGGUAUAAUAAGGAAAAUGCAAUCGAGUGUGAACAAGAAAAUAUUUUAAACCAAGUGAAAAGUAGAUUAAACAGAAGUUAUUGGAAGGAAGAGUUGAUUUUAAAUUGUAUGGAAAACCUAUUACGUCAUGUAACAUACGUAAAAUCGUCACCGAGCCUUUUGAGAAAAUUCAAGUUUUUCUACACACUACUGAUGAAUAACAUAUAUCUGCCUAUAUUCCCAAUUUACUACAAGUUAGAAAAUAAAAUAAAUUCUCCACAAAAUUGUAUAAAGAACAUAGAGUCAAAUGAUACAAUACCGAUGGUAGUACCAGAGAAUCUAAUAGAAAUCUUCAAUGAGCUAUAUGAUUCAGAAGAAGUCGAAGAAGAAUAUAUGGAAUUUAAUAAUAAUAAAAUGUAUAUAGAUAAACAAAUAAAUUGUUUUAAAAUAGAUAUAGUAAUUGUAAAAGAUGUUUAA
This is a messenger RNA of Theileria annulata, 2193 nucleotides long. RefSeq lists its product as uncharacterized. Bases 1 to 2193 code for a protein of 730 amino acids. The record is from RefSeq and is a predicted model, not a curated record. The transcript has a single exon. NCBI's taxonomy places the organism in Eukaryota, Apicomplexa, Aconoidasida, Piroplasmida, Theileriidae.